GCCGGUCCUCACACGUUCGGCCUGCACGUCGUCGUGGCGCCGCACCAUCAGCAUGCAUCGCGUGACGACGACGCACUGAUAGCGCCUUGCUUUGCAUCUCCACAUCUCCAUUGCGGUUCCUGCAUCGAAGCGGCUGGAUCCACGGCCAUCCAAUCGCGAUCUCCAAUUUUCUCCUGUCGCUGUGGGCCGCACGAUUUACCUUGACGACGCGAUAAGAGUAUCUGCAACCCCAGAUAUUUACCCCCCCAGAUUCCUACCCCCCAGAUACGCUAUUUCCCGGUACACCGCCAACCUCGGGAGACUCGACAACACACUCUCAACCAAGACGUUCGAGAUGAAGGACGAGGUAUCCCUUGAGAGUCGGGUCGCCGACGAGGCGCCGGGCGGCUCGCAGCUCGUCGAUGGCAUUGUUUCACUCGACCCCGCCUCGCAGCUCCAACGUGGUCUGAAGAGCCGGCACAUCCAGUUUCUGGCACUGGGAGGCGCCAUCGGAACCGGUCUGUUCGUCGGAUCUGGUGCGAGCCUCGCCAUCGUCGGCCCUGUGCCGUUAUGGCUGGCCUAUCUCUCCAUGAUGUUGGUCGUGUGGAUAGUGAUGAACACCAUCGCCGAGAUGACGACGUACCUGCCCAUGAGGGGCAUCACAUUGCCCUACUUCGCCGACCGUUUUGUCGACGGGAGCCUAGCCUUCGCGCUAGGAUGGAACUACUGGUACGCCUAUGCGAUCUUGGUUGCGGCAGAGUCGACCGCCGGCUCCAUCUUGCUCCAGUACUGGGACACGCCCGUCCCGUCGGCCGUCUGGAUCACCAUCAUCCUGCUCGUGGUUCUGUUGCUGAACAUCUUCGCCGUCUCGGUCUUUGGCGAGGCCGAGUUCUGGUUCGCCAGCAUCAAGCUCAUCACGAUCCUCGGCCUGGUGAUCGUGGGCAUCGUCAUCAUGGCCGGCGGCGCACCCGCCGGCGGAGCGAUCGGGUUCCAUUACUGGCAUGACCCGGGCGCCUUCAAGGAAUACGUCGGGACCGGCGCGACGGGGCGCUUCACCGCCUACUGGACCGCGUUUGUCCGAGCCGGCUUCAGCUUCAUCACGUCCCCGGAACUCAUCGGUCUGGCCGCCGGCGAGACGGUGGCCCCCCGCCGCAACAUCCCCAAGGCCGCCCGCCGCUUCCUCGCCCGCCUCGCGCUCUUCUACGGCGUCAGCACCCUGAUCGUCGGCGCCAUCGUGCCCUCGGAUGACCCGCACCUGCUGUCGCCCGAGUCCAACGCCAACGCGAGCCCGUGGGUCAUCGGCAUCCAGCGCGCCGGCAUCCGCGGGCUGAACCACGUCAUCAACGCGGCGAUCCUGACGUCGGCCUGGUCCGCCAGCAACGCCUUCCUGUACUCGGGCUCGCGCGUGCUGUACUCGAUGGCGGCCACGGGCCAGGCGCCCCGCGUCUUCGCCCGCACCAACCGCCGCGGCGUGCCCUACCUCGCCGUCCUCGCCACCUGGGCCGUCGGCCUGCUGGCCUACCUCAACGUGUCGGAGAACGGCGCCCGCGUCUUCGGCUGGUUCUCCAACGUGUCGACCAUUUCGGGCUUCAUCGCCUGGAUCGUCAUCAUGGUGACCUACCUGCGCUUCCGUGCCGCGCUGACCGUCCAGGGCCUGCUGCACACCCUGCCGUUCCGCACCGUCGCGCAGCCGUACGCCACGUGGGCCACGCUGGCCAUCGUCAUCCUGCUGACGCUCACCAACGGGUUCCAGGUGUUCUCGCCCAGCCGGUGGAACUAUCAGGACUUUUUGGCCGCGUACAUCACGAUCCCGGCCUUUCUGCUGCUGUACCUGGGGCACAAGCUGUGGUUCCGCACGCCGUUCGCUAAGAAGGCAGAGGACAUCGACGUGUUGACCGGCAAGAAGGAGAUGGACGAGUUCUGCGCGAAUGACCGCCCGCCGGUGGCGAAGAACUUUGCGCAGAAGAUCUGGUUCUGGAUUGCAUGAUGUCCGGGUAAACAUGGACACAGUAUGUGGCAUAAGCGAGCAGCUGUGCGAUGUACCUAAGAACCUCCAAUGUCCAGGUGCCAGGAAUUGCUUAAGGCAUGGAUGGACCAGGCUUGCGCCGUCAAUCUAAGAAAGGUCCUUCUCUCUCCCCCCUCUCCUCUCUCCUUCUCUCCAUUCUCUUCUUCUCUUCUCCGUUCUCCUUUCCCCUCUCCUCUCAUUCUUGCUAUCCCGCCCUUCUCCCCAUUACAAGAUCUCCGUGUGGUGAGCCAGCCG
Thermothielavioides terrestris NRRL 8126 is the source of this 2239-nucleotide messenger RNA. RefSeq lists its product as uncharacterized. Gene Ontology annotation, biological process: amino acid transmembrane transport. The record is from RefSeq and is a predicted model, not a curated record. Gene Ontology annotation, cellular component: membrane. The transcript is spliced from 3 exons. The coding region runs from base 335 to 1966 and encodes 543 amino acids. Gene Ontology annotation, molecular function: amino acid transmembrane transporter activity. Lineage: Eukaryota; Fungi; Ascomycota; Sordariomycetes; Sordariales; Chaetomiaceae.